AUGGCAAAAGUCCAAAAGCCCAAGGCUCCCCGCCCCGAAAUUCUUAUGCAGACCAGAAGCCGUACUGCCAAGUCCUCUUCAGACUCGAGCUCUACGAAUGGAUCUUCAGAUCAAUCUUCAUCACCAAAGAACACCACCCCUCCACCAGCAGCAGGAAAAGUAUUUUCUCCAGGAGCUACUAUCCCGGAAACACCAAUGCCUUCUCCUUUCAGAGAAUUGACUGCCCCACCACUGGCAGCAGAUCUUGUCACUUCACCAAAAAUCACUUCUUCACCCAAAUCAGAAACUCCCUCUUCAUCAGAUGGUAUUGUUGGUCCGUCCAGUACUACUUCCCCUGUGAUUGAAGCUAUUGGCUCUGCUGAAUUGGCUGCCACUUCUUCUCCAUCAGCUUCCAUUGUUGCACCACCUGCAGAUACUUCUCCUGUGAUUGAGGAUACUGUCUUUGAUGAAUCAUCUCUCACUUCUUCUCCACCGGGUGCCACUGCCUUGGAACCAGAAGCCAGUGUCUCUGCAGCAGCAAUUUCUUCCCCUGACAAAGUGUCAAGCACCUCUCCACCAGCAGUUGAACAAUCUCCAUACAACCUGCGUAAGCGCAAAGCUUCAAGCUCUGAUGAUGCUGAAACUUCACGACCACCACCAAAAAAGCAAGCUCAACUCCAGAUGCGCAAGGAUGAAGAUUUUCAAUCAUUCAAAAGUCGUGUUGUUUGGCCAGAGCACAAUCAAGCUGCACCCACUUAUUACCAAGCUGACGGUAUAACUCCUUCUGGACCACUUCCUAACGGUGCCAAGGUAGUUUUUCUUCGUCACAAUGAUCCUGCUCCUCCCAAGUCCAAGUCUGCCACUGAACUUGUCGAUGCUGAUCAUCAAUCAAACUCUGAAACCCAGUCUCCCAAGAAAUCUACCCGUGGUGGUGCCAGCAAAGGCCGCGGUGGUAAUUCUGGAAAUGGUGGUGGAAGAAAGAACAACAAACAAAAGCCCAAGAACGGCGGUGCCGGUGGUGGUCGCGACAGUCCAGAUCCACCUUUUCGCAAGGCUCCUUUGACUCAGGAUGAACGUGUUGAAAUCUCCAUGCUCAAAGCAAGACAGCACGAACUCAAAAAGUUUUUCUCUGCAGUUGGAAAUCAACAACUUGACAUUCUUGACAAGCUUGCCACCAAGGAUUUGACCAAGCUUGCCAACAAACCAAAAGCACACAAACACCUUCCAGAGUAUGAUGAAGUCACUGAGGAACUCGCGGUACUGAUGGCUGAACAACAAGAAAAUUUCCGUAAGAAACGUGAGAUUGAAGUGAACGCUGAGAAAGUGCGUAUGGAAGCUGAGAGGGAAGUCAUUGAGCAACAAUAUCGCACACGUGUAAAUGAAACCAAGAAAGAACAUCUUGCUGGCGCACAAGGAGAUAUCAUCUUGUUUGAACGCGCUUAUCGUGCAGCUCAUGACGACACGCACACAGAGACAGGAUCUGACAUGGAUUAUUUCCCACAUUAUCACGAAUGUCCCGAACCUAAUGCUCGCCCCCGUGGAUACGUCUCUAACAAAAUCAUGGAUGAAAAGCCAUUCAUGAGCGCCCUUGAAACCUCCUACGACGACCAAGCCGUGCAACAGGUCUUGGAACAAGACGUCAUCAACCCUCUCUUGAGGCAGAUCGAGGAGCGCAACAACGAGUGGAGAGAAGAGGCGUUCCGCAGAAAGACAAUGAACAUGGAUACCCUCUCGGAGGAAGCGGCCAAGGAGCUGGAAACCAUCAAGGGAUAUCUCAUCCCAAGACCGUUUGAAAUGAUGGACAGCAACUCAUACUCCUUGUCGGCCCUCGCAGAUGUCGCCGAGUGGACCGCUCAGCGGUAUCCUGAGCACCACUACAUUCAUAUGCCGCUUGCGCCCGGUGAUAUCUACCCACGUCAGGGUCUGGAUUUCUCCCCCAGGCCCGGUGGUAUCUCCGCCCCUCCUCCUCUCUCUCUCCCUCCUCUCGCCCCCCCUCCACCACCAACCACUCGCCUGCUCUCGGCCAGUGGUCCUGGACAAGCAAUUGCACCAGCACCACCCAAGCCAGUAACGAGGUCGUCGUCGGUCUCCUCCGCCUCUCUGCCGCCUCCUCCUCCCUCCUCCUCUCUCCGAGCUGCGCGCCUGGGGUCGCAAAGCACGCGGCCAACAGCGGGGAAUGGACCCCAACAAUUCAUUUUCCAACCACCCCAGCAACCCCUCCAGCACCAGGCUGCCCCUGGUCCCUCUCCGACGGCCCAAUACGGCCCCACUGGCACUGCAGCGGGCGCUGUGCCGAUCGGACAGCAGACAAAGAUACCAAUGACGUUCAUCAACAGUACGAUCAAGGUGUCGAGGAACGCUGCUGCCGCUUCGGCGGGUGGGAACGCUGGAGUGGGGGGUUCUUCUGUCGGUGUUGGUGGUGGGGUGGCGCCCACCAAUGUUAAGGGUGGUCAGAGGAUGUUGUUGCCAAAGAUGCAGCAAUAG
Messenger RNA from Exophiala bonariae, 2463 nucleotides. RefSeq lists its product as uncharacterized. NCBI's taxonomy places the organism in Eukaryota, Fungi, Ascomycota, Eurotiomycetes, Chaetothyriales, Herpotrichiellaceae. The coding region runs from base 1 to 2463 and encodes 820 amino acids. The transcript has a single exon. The record is from RefSeq and is a predicted model, not a curated record.